Molecule: messenger RNA, 2554 nt
Organism: Drosophila innubila
Lineage: Eukaryota; Metazoa; Arthropoda; Insecta; Diptera; Drosophilidae
Gene: IP3K2
Product: inositol-trisphosphate 3-kinase A
Exons: 6
Coding region: 515-2518 (667 amino acids)
Biological process (GO): inositol phosphate biosynthetic process
Cellular component (GO): nucleus; cytoplasm
Molecular function (GO): inositol-1,4,5-trisphosphate 3-kinase activity; inositol tetrakisphosphate kinase activity
Source: RefSeq, a predicted model, not a curated record
CGUGGCGCUGGCGCUGCUGCUGCUGCCGCUGACAGUGGCUCUGACUCUGUGUGUCUGUGUUCCCCAGACCAGUUGAGCUUUCGCAGCGAUCGCGUGCGGCUGGGCUCUGUCUCUGUCUCCGUCUACGUCGCAGUCAACGCUGUUAAUUUUGUUCCUCUCUCUCUCUGUCUGUCUCAGACACGCGUUGCCACCAGCAGCUGCAGCAACUGAAGCAGAAGCAGAAGCAGCAACAGAAACAGAAACAGAACCAGAAACCGUAAACAUUACAGCAAUAACAAUAAUAAUAAUAACAAUAACGACAACAUCAACAAACAAGAAUAACAUUAACCAGAGCUGUUUCAACUUGUUCGCUGCUGCUGCGCUGUUUCCAAAAAAAAAAAAAAAAAAAAAAAAAAUACGCAAAAUAAAAGAGAGAGAAAAAAAACCAAAUUUGUAAUUAAAUUUCAUUUCGAUUCGCGUUUUGUGUGUGUAUUUUCAUUUUAUACAGGGCGUCUAAUGCGUAAGUGGACGUCACAUGUCCUGUAAAAUGUCCGUGUGCGCUCUCACGCAACCGCCCGUGCCACGUGCCACACGAACUGCAACCACAGCAACAACAGCAACAACAGCAACACCAGCAACAACAACAGCAACAGUCUCGAAUUCAACAACUCCAACAACUCCAACAACACCACCAACACCGCCACCCUCUCCACAGGUGCGCAUCUACGAGGACUUUGACAGGAUGAGCGCCAAGGAGGUUUACUACAAUGAGGCGGGCAAAAAAGUUACGGUCAAGUUGCUGCACUUUCCGGACGUGUUGCCCGAGGACAUUGCCAAGCUGCGAUUUGACGAUGAAGAUCACGACGAUGUGGAUGGCGAUGCCGAUGCCGAUGUGGAUGAUGAUGAUGAUGGUGUGGAUAGCGAUAGUGUCGUUAAGGCAACCAGUGCGGAUAGCGAGGAUGCGGGCAGUGAGGCGGAAACAGCCUUGGUGGAGCCGGGCAGCAGCGGCGCCUCGAGCUGUGGCGCCACCAAAAAGAUCUUUCGCCGUAAACUCUCCGGCAACAAUAUGCAGGCGCGCAAGUGCAGCCUUGCCUUUGCCCAGGCCCAUGGGAUUAAACAGCGGGCAGUGAAGAAGCUAUCGAUGCCCACCAUCAGCAUUACGGCCAAUGCUGGAGAGCAUGUCAGUCUCUCCUCCGCACUCGCCGGACGUAAACUGUCGCAGCAGCUCUCCCAACCGCUGUCCAUGAUGAUGACGACACCGCCACGACGUUCCCAUUCUCCGCUGGGCCAAAGCCUCUGUCCCGGCUACAUUCAGUACUCGAAAUCAUUGCUAGAGGUGCCAAUGCCCCGAGAUUAUGGCUAUGCCAGCAGCGAUGACCUCAGUUCCGAGUGGGACUCGGAUGUGUCCACAUCGGCGGCCACAUCCUCAUCCUCCGCAACGGCCUCCGGCUCCACAUCCGCGUCCACAGCAACCAGCACGAAAAAGAGUUCCGGCUGGCGCAAGAUACGCAACAUUGUACAGUGGACGCCCUUCUUUCAGACAUACAAGAAGCAGCGCUAUCCAUGGGUUCAACUAGCCGGACAUCAGGGUAACUUCAAGGCCGGUCCCGAACCAGGCACCGUACUCAAGAAGCUCUGCCCCAAGGAGAAGGAAUGCUUUCAGGUGCUCAUGCAGGACGUGCUGCGUCCUUAUGUGCCCGUCUACAAGGGUCAGGUGACCAGCGAGGAUGGCGAACUCUAUUUACAGCUGCAGGAUCUGCUGAGCGACUAUGUGCAGCCUUGUGUGAUGGACUGCAAAGUUGGUGUACGCACCUAUCUGGAGGAGGAGCUAUCGAAGGCCAAGGAGAAGCCCAAAUUACGCAAGGAUAUGUAUGACAAAAUGAUACAGAUCGAUGCACAGGCACCCAAUACCGAGGAGCAUGCGGCCAAGGCGGUAACCAAACCCCGAUAUAUGGUCUGGCGAGAGACAAUCUCCAGCACAGCCACCCUGGGCUUUCGCAUUGAGGGCAUCAAGAAAAGCGACGGCACCAGUUCCAAAGAUUUUAAAACGACCAAGUCACGCGAACAAAUCAAAUUGGCCUUUUCCGAGUUCCUCAGCGGCCAUCCACAUAUUCUGCCACGUUAUAUACAACGAUUGCGGGCCAUAAGGGCCACAUUGGCCGUAUCGGAGUUCUUUCAGACGCACGAGGUCAUUGGCAGCUCCCUGCUCUUUGUCCAUGAUCAGACGCACGCCAGUGUUUGGCUAAUUGAUUUUGCCAAGACGGUUGCGUUGCCGGAGCAACUGCACAUUGAUCAUUAUUCGGCCUGGAAGGUGGGCAAUCAUGAGGAUGGCUAUUUGAUUGGCAUCAACAAUCUCAUUGACAUAUUCGUCGAGCUGCAGGCGGCCAUCGAAUCGGAGUCGACAACAACACUUGGCUCCGCAACUCCUUCGGCAUCUGGUUCCGGUUCUGGUUCUGGUUCCGGAUCGGCAUCUGGUUCCGGCUCAGUAUCGCCAGCGCCAGCAUCGAGCUGCCAAGACGAGGAGGCCACUAAAAUGUGAAAGCAAACAACAAACAACAAAAUAAGAAUACUAUGA